CCGCAGCGCCGUCCCGCCCAGCGAGCGAGCCCGAGCAGGCAGACGCGCGGCCGGCGGUCUGGGGGCGCGCCGCCUCCCGGUCCCCGAAAUGUGAAGCGGGCAGGGCGGAGAGACGCAGAGACGGCCGAGCCGAGCGCCCUCGCCGCCCUCCGGCAGCCGCCGCUUGCUCCUGCCCCUUCCUGCCGAGGCCGAGCCGACCCCGCGGGCCGCGGUCGGGGAUCCGAGGUCGCCAAGCCUCCGCGCCUCCAGCCUCGCUCGGAGCCGGCUUCAGGCCGGGGGCAGGUUCGCGGCCCAGACGCGGCAGGAGCCGGGACCCGGACGGCGCGUCCGGCCUCGCCCGCGGCUCCUCGCCCAGACAAGUUUGAACAAUGAUCACAGUCAACCCCGAUGGGAAGAUAAUGGUCAGAAGAUGCCUGGUCACUCUGAGACCCUUUCGGCUUUUUGUCCUGGGCAUCGGCUUCUUCACACUCUGCUUCCUGAUGACAUCUCUGGGGGGCCAGUUCUCAGCCCGCCGCCUGGGGGACUCCCCCUUCACCAUCCGCACAGAAGUGCUGGGGGGCCUGGAGUCCCGCGGUGUCCUCCGCAAGAUGAACGAUCUCCUGGAGCUGAUGGUGAAGCGCAUGGACACGCUGGCCCGGCUGGAGAACAGCAGCGAGCUGCACCGGGCCACCGGCGAAGCACACCUGGCUGCAGACAGGUCCCUUCCCGGGGCUGGUCUCAUGGAGCGGAUCCAGGCCAUCGCCCAGAAUGUCUCCGACAUCGCCGUGAAGGUGGACCAGAUCCUGCGCCACAGCCUGCUCCUGCACAGCCGGGUGUCGGAAGGCCGGCGGGACCAGUGUGAGGCGCUCAGUGACCCCAAGUUCCCUGACUGCUCAGGGAAGGUGGAGUGGAUGCGUGCCCGCUGGACCUCCGACCCCUGCUACGCCUUCUUCGGGGUGGACGGCACGGAGUGCUCAUUUCUCAUCUACCUCAGCGAGGUCGAGUGGUUCUGCCCUCCGCUGCCCUGGAGGAACCAGACGGCCGCCCAGACUGCCCCCAAGCCCCCCCCCAAAGUCCAGGCAGCUUUUCGGAGUAACCUGUCCCACCUCCUGGAGCUGAUGGGCAGCGGGAAGGAGUCGCUGAUCUUCAUGAAGAAGCGCGCCAAGCGUCUCACCGCACAGUGGGCCCUGGCCGCCCAGCGCCUGGAGCGGAAGCUGGGGGGCGUCUGGAGGGACCAGAAGCAGAUCCUCGUCCACAUCGGCUUCCUGACGGAGGAGUCUGGGGACGUGUUCAGCCCGCGGGUGCUGAAGGGCGGGCCCCUGGGGGAGAUGGUGCAGUGGGCGGACAUCCUGGCGGCUCUCUACGUCCUGGGCCACAGUCUGCGCGUCACCAUCUCCCUGAAGGAGCUGCAGAGUAACUUAGGGGUGCCUCCAGGCCGGGGGAACUGCCCGCUCACAGUGCCCCUGGCCUUCGACCUCAUCUACACCGACUACCACGGCCUGCAGCAGAUGCGGCAGCACAUGGGCCUGUCCUUCAGGAAGUACCGGUGCCGGAUCCGGGUCAUCGACACCUUCGGGACGGAGCCCGCGUACAACCACGAAGAGUACGCCACGCUGCACGGCUACCGGACCAACUGGGGCUACUGGAACCUCCACCCCAAGCAGUUCAUGACCAUGUUCCCUCACACCCCAGACAACUCCUUCAUGGGCUUCGCGUCGGAGGAGCUCAACGAGACGGAGAAGCAGCUCAUCAAGAGUGGCAAGGCCAGCAACAUGGCGGUGGUGUACGGCAAGGAGGCGAGCAUCUGGAAGCUCCAGGGGAAGGAAAAAUUCCUGAGCAUCCUGAACAAGUACAUGGAGAUCCAUGGCACUGUGUACUAUGAGAGCCAGCGACCCCCGGAGGUCCCGGCCUUCGUGAAGAACCACGGCCUCCUGCCGCAGCCCGAGUUCCAGCAGCUGCUGCGCAAAGCCAAGCUCUUCAUAGGGUUUGGCUUCCCUUACGAGGGCCCUGCCCCCCUCGAGGCCAUCGCCAACGGCUGCAUCUUCCUGCAGUCCCGCUUCAGCCCACCGCAUAGCUCUCUCAACCACGAGUUCUUCCGAGGCAAGCCCACUUCCAGAGAGGUGUUUUCCCAACAUCCCUACGCAGAGAACUUCAUUGGCAAGCCCCACGUGUGGACCGUCGACUACAACAACUCGGAGGAGUUUGAAGCAGCCAUCAAGGCCAUCAUGAGAACCCAGGUAGACCCCUACCUGCCCUAUGAGUACACCUGUGAGGGGAUGCUGGAGCGGAUCCAUGCCUACAUCCAGCACCAGGACUUCUGUGCAGCCCCAGGCCCCGCUGCUCCGGGGGCCCGGGCCCCGCCGAGCCCCAUCGUCCUGGCAUCCAAUGCCACCCACCUCGAGUGGGCCCGAAACAGCAGUGCGGCCCCCGGGGCCUGGCCCCCUGCGCACUCCCUGCGGGCCUGGCUGGCCGAGGCCGGGAGGGCCUGCACCGACGCCUGCCUGGAGCGCGGGCUGGUCUGCGAGCCCUCGUUCUUCCCCUUCCUCAACAGCCAGGACGCCUUCCGGAAGCUGCAGGUGCCCUGUGACAGCACCGAGUCGGAGAUGAGCCACCUGUACCCAGCCUUCGCCCAGCCCGGCCAGGAGUGCUUUCUGCAGAAGGAGCCGCUGCUCUUCAGCUGCGCCGGCUCCAGCACCAAGUACCACCGGCUCUGCCCGUGCCGUGACUUCCGCAGGGGCCAGGUGGCACUGUGCCGGGACUGCCUGUGAGCCGAGGGCGGCGGUGCUGCCCAGCUCUGCCCGGCUCUGCUCGCCCAGCCCAGGAGAAAGCACCAGCAGAUUCCUCGCUCCAGCCACCCGCCCCCUCCAUGCCCCCCAUGCUGGUGCUUCCUUCCGUGGCCAGGAAGCGGACAGAGGAGGGACAGGUGUGGGUUUGGGGGAGGGCAAUACACCCGUGUCCCUGUGCCCACCCUGGGCCAGCCUCCUGGCUCUCAGAGGCCCCUUGCUGUUAGCGAGGCCAGAUCAGGACCUGGUUGUUCUUUGCCUGGGACCUGCCUCUUAAUUUGUUACAAGAGAAAGGGGACGGGGUGAGGCUUGCCCGAUGGCCCGCUGAGGGGGUCCAAGGCACUGCCCUCCCGCUGCCCCAAAGAGCAGGCCUGGGCCUUGCACACCCUCCUCCUGCGAGGGGAGGGGUGCACAUCUGGUCGGCUGUGUCCCCUGGAGUUGCUGGGGUGUGGAUGGAGGGUGCAGGGGACAGGGAGCUGGGCUGAGGGACCCUGUCGUGCCUCCUGCAGCCCCAGCUCCCCUCUUCCCCCACUCCACCACUUUCCUGAAUCCCCCUCCCCUCUAUGUUUGGGGACCACAGUUGGGGGUGGGGUCCACCCAGACCCUCGGUCGAAUUUUUCCCCUCCCUUUGCUUUGGGUUUCUCCUGAAACCCACCCAGGCACGACCUGCAAUUCCAGAUCUUCUGUUUGUUUCCAAAGACUCUGACCCUCUCCCCUCUAAGGGGCAGGUUUCCACCCGAGCCUCUGAAGACAGGAUGCCCCUCUGGGCUUUCCUCAACCCCAGGCACCCCCACAGGUCACCCCUGCCCCCAGCAGCCUCUGCAGGCAAGGGCUGGGGACGGAGCCUCAGCCCCAGCACACCCGGCCCAGCUCCUGGCAGCCCGGGCCCGUAGCCCCACCCAUCAGAGCACCUACGUCCCUCUGUCCACCUGGGUGCACCACCGUCCAUCUCCAUGUGGCAGGCCUGCCCUGCCCCAGGGUGCCCCCCCAUGCCCUGCCCCCAGCCCAGAGCCCAGGCCUUCUGGAACACUGCCACCCCACCCCGGUUGACAACCCACUCCCUCUCCGUUGACACCCCCUCCCCGGGCUUGCCCCCUGAGAUCCCUGGGCACUGGGGAGGGGGAGCUGGGUCCCCUCCCGGUCUGGGAGGCCCCUGCGAGAAGCUCGAUGUUACCACGGACCUGAUCUGCAGGGGGAAAGCAAUAGAGACACUCUUUUCUCUCUCUUUUUUUAAAGAUUUAUUUCUUGAAAUAAUAAAUAUUUUAUUGGGAUGUGUGAUGCA
Choloepus didactylus (southern two-toed sloth) is the source of this 4044-nucleotide messenger RNA. RefSeq names its product alpha-1,6-mannosylglycoprotein 6-beta-N-acetylglucosaminyltransferase B (gene MGAT5B). Gene Ontology annotation, cellular component: Golgi apparatus. The record is from RefSeq and is a predicted model, not a curated record. The transcript is spliced from 18 exons. Lineage: Eukaryota; Metazoa; Chordata; Mammalia; Pilosa; Megalonychidae. Gene Ontology annotation, biological process: protein N-linked glycosylation. Gene Ontology annotation, molecular function: alpha-1,6-mannosylglycoprotein 6-beta-N-acetylglucosaminyltransferase activity. Bases 369 to 2747 code for a protein of 792 amino acids.